This is a messenger RNA of Durotheca rogersii, 935 nucleotides long. RefSeq lists its product as uncharacterized. The record is from RefSeq and is a predicted model, not a curated record. The transcript is spliced from 2 exons. Lineage: Eukaryota; Fungi; Ascomycota; Sordariomycetes; Xylariales; Xylariaceae. The coding region runs from base 131 to 613 and encodes 160 amino acids.
CAAAGACACCCGUCAAUCAAAGAGUGAAGUUGAUGAGUUAGCUAAGAAAGAAUUUGAAGAAAAAUGGUGUAAAUUAUUCAAAACAAGUGGAGAGAUAAACCUAAAAGAUUCUGUGGAAUUUAAUAAAAUAAUGAAAGAUGAGGUAAUAUCACCUAAAGCUUAUAAACCAUUCACAAAAAUAAUCACAGAAUUAGUUCGAGAAAGAAAGAAACAUCCGAAGGGUACUUUUGAUAAUUUGAUGUGGAAGUUAAUAGCUAACGCUUUAUACGGUUCAACAGCUACUGGUGUUGGAGGAAAACGAAAAUUUGAUGCCCAAACAAAAACUACUAAAGUAAUGGAGGGUGGUGAAUUAACAAACCCUUUAAUUUGUGGUUACAUAACAGCUUUCGUGCGAGUAGUAAUAGGUGAAUGUUUGAAUAAUAUUAAAGAUAUGGGAGAAAAAUUGUUAAAUUUACCACUGAAUAAAACCUUCUUCUUUAGAUUGUUUAAAACCUUUAGAGAAGUGAUUUCCGAGAACCCUGAUGAGAAAGCGUUAGAAAUCAAAAAUGAAGAAGGUGGAUUAACACAGGAGGGUGGUGAAGAAAAAACAAAGGAAAUGGGUUUACUAUCUUGAACAACGAGAGGUCAAUUAGCAUUUAAUUCUGGUAUAAAAGCAGCAACUGGUUUUCAAUCAAACGAUUAUAAACUUAAUCAUUUAAAGGAAAUUUUGUUAGAUAUUUUUAAUAACGGUAAAACUAAUUAUGAAUAUAUUCAAACCAGUCUACGUUCAGCUAAAGAUAUAUUCAUUAAGGGAGGUCAUGUUGUUUUAACAAUGAGGGAUCAAACAUUUCAAUUAAAUUUUGAUAAUAAACGAAGAAUUGAUAAUCAAAACAAUUUAAAUCCAACAAACUUUUUAUUAGAUAGUUUACCUUGAGAUACAACUCGAGAUUGCCAAC